This is a messenger RNA of Cylas formicarius (sweet potato weevil), 2541 nucleotides long. RefSeq names its product serine/threonine-protein kinase GD17699. Gene Ontology annotation, biological process: protein phosphorylation; intracellular signal transduction. The transcript has 6 exons. NCBI's taxonomy places the organism in Eukaryota, Metazoa, Arthropoda, Insecta, Coleoptera, Brentidae. Gene Ontology annotation, molecular function: ATP binding; protein kinase activity. The record is from RefSeq and is a predicted model, not a curated record. The coding region runs from base 441 to 2171 and encodes 576 amino acids.
UGGUACCGAGAAUUGUUCAACAAAACGCGAACAUUGCGGAAAUUUAAAAGGUCACAGAAAAUGCUCGGUCGGUUUUACGUACAUUUCUGUUAUCCGUGGUUUCACGGGAACAUUGAUAACGGCGUUGUGCGGUUGGCAUUUGUGUAAUGAAUCGCUCCCUUCCACUCCAUUCUCUGCCGAAAGAGGUUAAUUGCAUUUUGUUUUUGCUCCAAAUAAACAGUUACGGUUGAAACUAGCCCGGUUUUUUGGCGACGUAGUUUACGUCUUUUUGUCGCAUUCCGCUCGGCGUCGUGGAAAAUUAGUAACAUCGAUCCGGGUGACACUUUUAUUGCUUCGAAAGGUUAUCCGCAAGUGACAGCUGCUUGGCGAAGCGGUACCGAACCUUGAAAGAGACCGAAUCGUACACGUUAGCAUGCGAGUUAUGCCGCAAGAACAUUGAAAUGUCGCGAAACAAUUUAAUCACCUCGAGAAGCAUCUCUCCGGCAAGUUUUAACAGUAUACAUUCGGACAGUGAUGGCUUAGAAAACGGACUCGCUGAAGAUGCCGUUAGAAUCAAGAAUAAUAGGCCUUCGUCGACAUCUCGAACCGCGAAAGCGAAGCGCGUGCGGUUUUACCACAACGGCAAUAAGUUUUUCGGUGGCAUCGUGGUCCCCGUCGCUCAGGAAAGGUACAGGUGCUUCGAGAGUCUCAUGGCAGAGCUGACCAAGAUAUUGAGUAAAAAUGUCACGCUACCCAACGGCGUAAGGAAUAUAUACACUUUAGACGGGAAAAAGGUAAACGACAUCGACGACUUGGAAGACGGCAAGGAGUACGUGGUGGCCGGUAAGAGCGAGCAGUUCAAAAAGAUCGAGUACUCCAGGUCGGACCCCCUGCGCACGCGCAAACCGAACCGGACAAACUCAUCGGUCACGUCGACGCCGAAAAUUAUUGCACCCGAUUGCGUACGGCCGCGCAUCGUGACCCUCAUUCGGCACGGGAUCAAACCGAGAAAGAUCAUGCGGAUCCUGCUCAAUCGACGCAACUCCUCCAGCUUGGAUCAGGUGCUGAGCGCGUUCUCGGAGUUGGCGCAGGUCGCGGUGAGGAAAGUCUACGGACACGGCGGCCAGCCCGUCACCGACCUCGCGCAGCUCUUUGGCGACGACAGCGUGUUCUUUAUCUAUGGCAAUGAGCGUCAGUCGUCGGACGAUUUCGAACUCGACUUCGAGGAGAGCAAAGCGAUCCAACAGUACAAAAAGCGCGGUUCCGGUCUCAGAAACGGGAACGCCCCCAAACCGAAGAUGCCCAACAAGGAGCUGAACAGGACUUACGAUUCGGAGGAGAGUCUGCUGAAAAAGCUGAGCAUAGAUCCGAACAUCGCGCUGCCUCCCGGUCUAAAAGGUCGUUACACCAUCGGCAAGACGGUCGGCGAGGGGUGGUUCGCGGUCGUCAGGCUGUGCCGGGAGGUCGCCAGCGGUAAGGAGUACGCGUUGAAGAUCAUCGACAAGGCAAAGUGCAAGGGCAAGGAGGACAUGAUCGAGAACGAGGUAAGGAUCCUGCGCACCGUCAACCAUCCGAACAUCAUCACCCUGUUCGGCGACCAUGACGCCAAGAACGUCCUUUAUUUGGUCUGCGAGUACGUCUCGGGCGGCGACCUCUUCGACGUCAUCACCCGCUACCAGAAGUUCACGGAGGACCAGGCGGCAUUGAUGGUGAAGCACUUGGCGUCCGCAUUGGCGUAUCUCCACGGACGCGACAUCGUCCAUCGCGACGUCAAGCCCGAAAACCUACUGGUCGAGAUGGAGGCGGACCGCGUCAAGUGCCUAAAACUGGCCGACUUUGGCCUCGCUUGCGAGGUCACCCACCCCCUGUUUACCGUGUGCGGUACCCCGACCUACGUGGCCCCCGAGAUCCUCGCCGAAACUGGCUACGGCCUUAAGAUCGAUGUGUGGGCCGCGGGCGUUAUACUCUACAUCCUGCUAUGCGGCUAUCCGCCGUUCGCGAGCCAGGACAACGACCAGGAGAAGCUCUUCGACUCGAUCCUGUGCGGCAAGUACGAGUUUCCCGACGAGUAUUGGCACGACAUAUCCGAAAACGCCAAAGAGCUGAUCCAGAACAUGCUGCAGCUGCUGCCCGAGCUCAGAUUCUCCGCCGAGGACGUCCUCGACUAUCCUUGGCUCCAGUUGGCCGAAUAGGUUUACCAAGCCAAGCGGCGAGCGUACCUAUAUUAGCAGUUGUAGGCCGUCUAGAUUCCGCCCAAAGCCUUACAGUUCCGCUCAAUUUCCUUCUCGUUGGAAGACUUUAGGAAAACAAGUUUUUUUUUUAUUGACAAGGGUUUGGCUUUAUUUGGACCGCUUCUUUUUAAAUUUCCGCCCUGGGAUUGGGGAGUCGGAGGAGGGGGCGGUUUCCCGACUUUCCCCAUUUUCGACGUUAAUUAUUAGACGAGCGAAUGCGAUUAUUUAUUGUUUUUUUUUUACCCGAGAACUUGUACAGUUUUAUUACAUAUAGAUGAUGACGUCUAUCUUUUUUAUAUCGUUGCGUGUAGCUUGUAAAUAAAUUAUUUAA